AUGGAGUCGUUCCUGAAGCAACAUUCGGCUUAUGAUGUGCUGCCGGUUAGUUAUCGACAGAUUGUGUUGGACACGACUUUGCUGGUUAAGAAGGCGCUCUCGGUCUUGAUGCAGUAUAAUAUUGUCUCGGCGCCCUUGUGGGAUUCGACAAAGCGCAAGUUUGCGGGAAUGUUGACGGCGACAGAUUUUAUCAAUUUGAUCCAGUUUUAUUACUCGCAUUCAUCUUACACGGCAGCCAUUCGUGAAAUGGACCAGUUCCAGAUAUCUCAACUCAGAGAUGUCGAAAAGGUCAUUGGAGUACCACCACCGGAGCUGUUCUCAUUACACCCACUUCAAUCUCUAUACGACGCCUGUCAACUCUUGGUUGAGUCGAGAGCCCACCGACUGCCGCUAGUGGAUGUGGAUUCAGAGACAGGAGAGGAAAUGAUCGUAUCGGUGCUGACACAGUAUCGGAUCCUCAAGUUUAUCGCCGUGAACUAUCAGGACGAAAAGACGUUACGGCAACCUUUAUCGGAACUCAAAAUUGGGAUCUAUACGGACCUGGCUGUCGCUGAUCUGUCAACGCCUGUGAUGUCCGUGAUUGACAUGUUUGUGAAGCGGAGGAUAUCCUCGGUCCCGAUCGUGGAUGAGGAAGGCGUCGUGUUGAACGUCUUUGAGACGGUGGAUGUCAUGACAUUAGUCAAGGCGGGCGUAUACAGAGAUUUGGACCUUUGCGUCGCAGAAGCAUUGCUCCGUCGACCGGAUGAUUUCGCGGGCGUCCACACAUGUACUCUGAACGAUAGUCUCUCGUCGAUCUUUGGGACGAUCCGCAAAUCACAAGUUCAUCGGUUGAUUGUGGUCGAUAGCGGGAACAAACUGAAGGGCAUCGUCAGUCUGUCGGAUAUUAUGCGAUACCUGAUUGGAGGUACGCCAGAGCCGAAGGCUGAGAAGACAGAAAAGAGGAUAUCCGACGAGGGAGCUGCGGAUGAUGUCGCAGCAGUGGAGGGAGAUUCACUUAAGGAAGCGUCCUCGGACGAUAAUAAUGAAGCAUAA
Gamsiella multidivaricata is the source of this 1032-nucleotide messenger RNA. RefSeq lists its product as uncharacterized. Lineage: Eukaryota; Fungi; Mortierellomycota; Mortierellomycetes; Mortierellales; Mortierellaceae. The record is from RefSeq and is a predicted model, not a curated record. The transcript is spliced from 4 exons. The coding region runs from base 1 to 1032 and encodes 343 amino acids.